This is a messenger RNA of Cuscuta campestris, 2184 nucleotides long. Lineage: Eukaryota; Viridiplantae; Streptophyta; Magnoliopsida; Solanales; Convolvulaceae. The record is from the annotation of a GenBank genome assembly.
CAAAGGCUAAUUGCAAACAAAGUCAAAUGUAGCAGCAUUGGUCUUCACUCUUCCAGGGUGUGUGUGUGGAACCAACUUCAUCGUCCGAUCCAACGCUAAAACCUGACGCGCGGUGGCGGUGACAGCUCCGCCGCCGUCCUUCAGACUUCAUUCUCACGCUGCGGUUCCAUCUCCGACCAACUUCCUUCUUCAUCAACCUCGGCAUACUUGAAGUGGAAAACGAAGGGAUAAAAUGUCAGGUAAUGGUGACCAGAUUCCUGUAAUGUUGUUUUGGGGUGGAGAAAUGGUAAGCUACGGAGAUCACAAGUCUGUAACUUAUUCAGUGCCCUCGAAGGCUAUGUGUUUCUUGAGUCGCAGCAGCAGGCAUGAUGAGCUUAUGGCAGAAGUGCACACUGCAAUGAACACAAGUGAAGAUGACACAAAGCUCACUUUGUUUGGAAGGUACCCAUCGAUGAUUCCGGGCGGGCAAGUUCUAUUUGUUUCUGUUCCGCUCACUGACAAUAAAUCCUGGCUGUGGUUUUUGGGAGCAACAUCGGUUUUCCAGCCAGUGCAUGUGUAUGUCGUUGCUGAAAACAUAUCAAAUGGUUCAAGUGUCCAGGAGAAUCAGAGGGUUGUGCAGGGAGGACCUCUUCUUAAGCGUUGUGCUAAUGGAGUUGGUUCUUCGAGGUUGGAUGCUAAUGACAACACUUUGGGUGUUGAAGGCAAAAACAGAGCCAAUGCUGUUGACGAAGAAAGAGUGAGGAAGAUUCGUAGGGUUUUACCGGUUAAUCCGCUUCCCGAGCACAACACUCGCAAGGCCCGUUCUUCACAUGCACUCAAUGGUGGCAAUGCUGCUGCUACAGCCGCUAGAGAUGAGCAAAAGAAGAGAAGGUUGGAAGUUAUCCUCAGCCAGUUAACUCCUCGAAAUUCUAUGCGGGUGCUAGAACAAGUGAAAGAUGUUAACAUUGAUAGUGCUGAAUGUCUUGCUGCUCUGGCUCAAAUAGCAUACAACAAAGCUGUGAUGGAUCCUGCUUUCUGUGAGAUGUUGGUAGAUAAUAUCACUCCUCUUGACAAUAUGUUGCCGGCGUAUUUCAUGGAUAAUAAGGUGUUCAACUUUACGAGUUGUCUUUCAGAUUGUUGUCGUAAGGAACUUCAGAGAGGCAAAGGAGAUGUAGCCUUUGCAGUUCAUGAUGACUGGAUACGUAAGAAAUCGAAGUUGGGCAAUGUAGAAUUAAUUGGGGAACUAUACAUGAAAAAGCUGGUAGAAGAAGGAAUCGUGCAUAGUUGCAUCAAGAAAAUACUAUGGGAGUAUGAAAAUCCAGACGAGGCAGAUAUUGAAGUCCUUUGCAACUUGAUGUACAGAGUUGGUGAAUCCAUGGAUAACCCCGAAGUUAACAAGCCAACAGAUAUGGAUAUGUAUUUUGAAGAGAUUUCUAGAUUGUCCAAGCACCCAAAUUUGUCUUCUAAAUUGAAGAAUAUUUUGGUUGAUUUGGUUGAUCUGAGAAAGAACAAGUGGCAGCAUAAACCUGCAUACCCAAGCCACCUAACCCUGAAUAUCAAAGUGAUGGACUUUGGUGGCUUGCAACCAAAAUUUACUCUCAAAGUCAAAUCGUCUGACACCAUCUACGAUAUAAAGGAAAUGAUCAAGGCCAAGGAAGGCUUUCUGAUGUGCAAGCAGUGGCUCUACUACAAUGUCGUCAAGCUUGCAGACAACUACACAGUUGCCCACUACAACUUGCAGAACAACUGCACCAUACAAGUUCACAACAUGCAUUAGUUUUCAGGACUUGACGGGGAAAAAUGGUUGUCUCAAUGAACAAGACAAACAUUUUUCAGGAUUUGACGGGAACAAAGGUUGUCUCAAUGAACAAGACAAACAUGCCAGAGAGUAGUAACUAGGAUCGGUGGUUGAUGAUCUCCAUGCCCAAAUUAUAAUUUCAUGUCGGUUUCGGUUCCUAGAUGUUGCCUUAUUGUUGCUUUAUUCCCAUUAUAAGAAUAGAGAAUUAUGGUUGAGUUAUGAGCGCACCGCGCACACAUCUUAUGUUUCAUGUUUGGGAAUAAACCAAGGGGUUAUUCAGGUUUAUUCAAAGGGACUACUCCUUCACCUUAUCUUCACCCUUUAUGUGGUGAUCCAUGUAUGUGUCUGUACUUAUUAGUACUAAUCAAACUUUGUCAAUAUCAUUUCUCUUGUAAAAUGUUCUUUGU